AAUUAGAAAACGCUCUACCACCUUUAGUAGGCUUAGAUAUUCUGGGAACUAGCAGAAGUCCCCAGAAUUAUUAUUAUUUAUUAUUAUUUUACCCUCCCACAAGCACCACGCACACACACUACCGCACUAGGUAGUGUUUUCCCACAGUACACAAGUUUAGCUAAGCUACCGCUAAGUGCGUGUGUGUGCUGCUUUGGGACGUAGCUGAAGCGUCUCGAGUGUCUCGUGCGCACGCUGCCGUGAAUAAGCUAGCUUAGCUUUUUACCACCAUGAAUUUAUUUGGAAUUGUUUUCUUAGGAACGGAGAAACGUAACAAAAGAUUUGUAAUAUUUUAUUGAGAAAAAAAAACAAGAAAAAGAACCAAAACAGCAGCAACAACAAACCCAAAAGAAAUCCUGUGACGCAAGACGAGACCUUUUAAAUAAAUCACCAUCUUUCCUCCGGGAUUCGGUGGGAAAUGAUGGCCGGCGGGGCGCUUCAGCACAACGGGAUAACGGUGACGGUGCUGUCGGCUCAGGAGCAGCAGCAGCACGUCCUGCAUUCGCCCGCGCCGCCGCCGCCGCCGCCCUCGCACAUGGAGUCCGAGCCGCUGGAUUCCCGAAAAAGACCUCUGGAGACUCCGACUGAGGCUGGAAGCACCAAGCGCACUAACAUAGAGGAAGAGGGUGAGUACUUCCUGAAAGUGCUGAUCCCCAGCUAUGCGGCCGGUUCAAUCAUCGGUAAAGGAGGACAGACCAUCGUCCAACUACAGAAAGAGACUGGCGCCACCAUCAAACUAUCCAAAUCUAAAGACUUCUACCCAGGUACGACAGAGCGAGUGUGUUUAAUCCAGGGUACGGUGGAGGCACUGAAUGGAGUUCAUAACUUCAUUGCUGAGAAAGUGCGUGAGAUGCCCCAAAGUAGCCAGAAAAGCGAACCGGUCAGCAUCCUGCAGCCUCAGACCACUGUUAACCCCGACCGAGUCAAACAGGCUAAACUGAUCGUGCCCAACAGCACAGCUGGGCUGAUCAUUGGUAAGGGUGGAGCAACUGUGAAGUCGGUGAUGGAGCAAUCAGGUGCAUGGGUGCAGCUCUCACAGAAACCAGAGGGCAUCAACCUGCAGGAGAGGGUUGUGACAGUAAGCGGCGAACCUGAGCAGAACCGAAAGGCUGUAGAGAUUAUUGUGCAGAAGAUCCAGGAGGACCCUCAGAGCAGUAGCUGUCUCAACAUCAGCUACUCCAAUGUUACAGGACCUGUAGCCAACUCCAACCCCACAGGCUCACCGUAUGCCAACAGUGCCGAGGUUCUGCCGAGUGCUGCUGCCGCCGCCGCUGCCACUGCGUCCACACUGCUGGGCCAAGCGGGCCUUGCCAGCUUCCCGUCUGCAAUGUCUGGUUUCUCCGGCAACGACCUGCUGGCCAUAACCUCUGCCCUGAACACGCUUGCCAGUUAUGGCUACAACACCAACACUUUGGGGCUUGGCCUAAACCCAGCAGCUGCCUCUGGGGUGUUAGCCGCGGUUGCUGCUAGUGCUAACCCUGCAGCUGCUGCCGCAGCUAACCUCUUAGCAUCGUACGCCAGCGAGGCAUCCGGAGGAGCGGCUCAUCCAGCUGCACCUGGGCUUGCUGGGUUCUCAUUGGGUUCUCUUGCAGCUGCCACAGGAGCUUCCAAUGGCUACCUGAACCCAGCCACCUCUCCACUAGUGGCCUCAUCACUGCUGGGGACUGAGAAACUGGCAGAAGGUGGCAAGGAGGUGCUGGAGAUUGCGGUGCCCGAGAACCUGGUGGGGGCCAUUUUAGGGAAAGGGGGAAAGACGCUGGUGGAGUACCAGGAGCUGACAGGGGCACGCAUCCAGAUCUCCAAGAAGGGGGAGUUCAUACCAGGCACACGCAACCGCAAAGUGACCAUCACAGGGUCGCCGGCAGCAACGCAGGCCGCACAGUAUCUCAUCAGCCAGCGGAUCACGUAUGAGCAAGGCGUCCGUGCCACAAACCCUCAGAAAGUGGGCUAGAGAGCGAACUCGAGUGAUGGGGGAGGGAGGGAGGGCAGCGAGGAAAGGGAUUCGAAAGAGCAACACGAUUAAGAGAGCAGAAAAUGAACAAGACGAACAAACAAAAGACAAAAACGGCAGAAAGAGGUUGGUGAGAGUAACAGAAGAAAAGAGUUAUGUGUCCAUGUUCACAUUUCGGAGGAAAUAAACAAAACAAAAAAAAAUGUGAGGACAGAAUGAUGCUUACCUGUGGACCUGGGGCAGAGGUGUGCAAGAACUGGGGACUGAAAAUCUGCUGUUCUGUUCUUUUUUUAAUUAUUUUUUUAAGCUCGACUGGUGUAAAUGAUGAGGGGCUCAGUACUGAACCCUGUGGCACUCUGGGAGGGAGGAGACUCAGCCCUUACCUCCUCUGUUUCUCACAGCCAGGGACCAGCUAGGUUCCAUUACAUUUUUUUGUCAUUGGUGGAGCCUGUACAAGAUAGUCCAAAUUUAUGACAGAUACCUUCACAUAGGUUUUGCAGCAGCCCCUUUUGGGGACAAUUCAAUUUCUACAGUUUGGCCCUUUACAAAUUUUAUGUGUUUUGAUCCUGAGACUGUCUUUUAAAAUGAACAUAAGCAAGGCAGAAGAUUUUUAGUCUUUUCGCACUAGUUGUUUCAGAUCCAUGUUAUUGGCUUUUUCCCAUUAAUCGGACAGCAGAUUACUCUCAGUCACGGUGUAUUUAGACCUUACUUAAACCUGUCAUUUCAGGUUGACCUGAAUGUAUAAAGACUUCCUGGUCUUUCUUUCUUUCUUUCUUUCUUUUUCUGUUUUUUUUUUUUUUUUUUUUUUUUGGUAAAUGUGUCAGGAAGUCCACAUUGCGUCUCUGUUCGGCGUCAGCAGCCGAACUCGACUCAGCCGCAGAAAGGUAGGCAGACAAAAAAUGUCAAAGGAAAAAGGUCCCUUCGAGAGGACAGGAAUGUAAACACACACACAAACACAGAAACCCACACACUCUACGAGUGCAGUUUAAUCUAUCGAUCCCUCUUUGGUGCUAUAAGGAAAUCACUAAUGAGAAAACAUUUAGGUUUAAACUUCUUGCUUAGCUAGAUUUUAGCACUUUGGGGUUAAAUUCGCCUUCCUCCCCCAAUUAAUGAAGUCAAAGCAGUUUUGUGAAUUGGUCAUAACAUAAGUACAAAUAAGACACAACAGUGAAAACCAAAACGCUUUUCAGCUGCUAACUAAUAAAAUAAUUGAUUGAAGAACUUCUGCACAUGAAACAUCAAAAACUUACCUACUGAUUACAGGACUUGGGACAAAUAAAUAGUAACGCUAACAUUGCCAUUAAGAUUUAAGCACCUCGAGUGUUAAGUCAGUCUCAAAUAUCCACUAUGUCGCUCCAGUGAACACUGGCAAUUUUUAAAACGUGUGGUUUUUGGGUUGUUUUUUUUUUGGUUUGUUUUUGGUUUGUUUUUUUACGAAUAGAGCUCAAGCUGAUAUACCUCAUGUUUGGACAGAAUGGGAAAAGAAUUAAAGAUUUCCCGUUUGUAUGCAGUGCAACAAAGUCCUCGAUUGAGUUCCAGUUGGUACCUAGUUCACUAGUGCGCAAACUAGCCUCGACGUCAGGCUGCCGGAGGUCUGGCGGAAGAAGGAAGGGAGCGCGUACAAUGCAAUGCAGCCUUUGUAAAAAUAUUAACAGCAAGCUGUUUUCCACCCUGAUGCUGGUGUCCGUUAUCUGGCAUGAAGGAAUCCCAUAUCUUAGUCAGACGCAAACAUGCCGAGAGUGCUCAUUUCAGAGAAACUGCACACCUUCUAGCAUUAAGUGCUUUUCCUGUGCAGUCCUCUGAGUUUUUUUUUUGGGUGCUUUGCCUGAGCAUAACAUCCCUGUAUCCAUUGUGUUGUAGGAUGUUUUUGGAAAACAGCAUGGCAGAGUAAUAAACAGCAUGUUUUGGGUUUCUUUUAAGGCCAUACACUUUAGCACCGUCGUCUCUGCUGCUAAACGCAUUUUUAAAUCCAGCAAGGGAGCUAUGAGGUACAGAACCGGUACAGAUAAAUAAGAUGGUGAUCUCUUUUAAACCACACUGUGAAUCAAGCAGCCGACACCAUCCUAAACUCUGGAAUGUACUGUACACAUUGCAGCGUCCAGUAAUGCACAGAACAGCGGGGCUGGAUGUCGUGGUCCCGUCGGUUCCUUCAGCCGAGAGAUACUUUGGGUCAGCUCUAACGGCUCGGAAUUCACACCAGCCAUUAAUUAGCAGAUCUCUGUUUGAACCGUGGCCGUCUAUAUAUAACCACGUGGCUAUGCCCGAUCUUCUACUGACCUAAAUACACACUCGCAAAGACAUUCAUCAACUGCCUCCAAUUCCCAGACCGUAAUCUGCUUUGGAACCAGGGGGAACAGAAAGCAAGACUAAGGGGGGGAGCAAGAACGAGAGACAAACACAGUGAUCCAUUUACAUGCAUCGAAUUAUCGCAACAAAGAUUGCUGUAAGAAAUCUGUUACGUUCACUGCUUUUGGCAGGAAGUUUAUCAACAGGCCGAUUUUUACCAUAUUAAUCCAUCUUAAGGGUUGUCGCCGCUGAGGAGCAAUUACCGCACGCUGUCGUUUUUCGGGGCUAAUAAUUUCUUUUUAAGAUUUGAGAUGAAACUGCAUAUGCAAUUUCAGAAGCACAAGCCCAGCACAACCGCAUGCAAUGUCUCUGUGCAUUUUGUUGUGGAAAUUUAAUACGGUGUAAAUGAAAAGACUUCAAAUGAAAUUGCAACUUCAUUAGCCAUGGAUUCUCCGUCUCUGUUUCCCGCUCUCAUGCUGCAUAAUCUCCCCGGUCUCUGGUCUCUAGAUUUACUCUAGUCUCUUUUCAAGAUUUUUUUACUUUAAAUGUAUUCUAUAUUUAUAUUUUACUGUUCUCUAUGUUUUGACUCAUUACUUUUUAUUCGCCCGUUAGUUACCCGGUUUCUUCUUAUCGACGUGGUAACUGUGGCGGUCCCCCAGCUGAUAGAUUUCGUGUGUCACAACAUUCAGAAAGUCGCUGUCUGAUUGGCACCCGGCACUUAAUACUGUUAUUCAGCUGAAAAGCAAACUUUUGAAUAGAGAAUACGACGAAACGUCGGUUUAUUGAAAUGUACCAGAAACCUUUAACGAAGGUGUUUCAUCCUGACAUCCUUGGUACUGUUCCAUCAGCUACAAUCGCCCAUGUGGUUAGCUAGGUUUCUUACACGUAGGUCACUUGGCCAUUGUACUCGUGCCAGAUUGAAAAAAAAAAUCACUUAAAAAUUUGGUAACUACCUCAAUACUGUUACUUGAACAGGGUCCUGAAAGAAACCUUUUGCAAGGACAAGCUCCAGAGGGGGACCACCUUACCAGAGCAACACGCUAUCUUCUAGCUUCCUGCGUUCUUGCCCUGCUCUCUGGUUAAUGGUGGCAGUUGAUGAGUGUGUUAGAGUACAUUCCUUGGCUUUGAGUAAGCGCAGGCAUUCCUGCCCCCUCUCCUAUUUCCUCUAUGGGGCAGUGGGUGACUAUGCCACGAGCACCAUGCCGUUAAACUGCGCUGCUGCUCCACAAGUUCGUCUUCUCUCUGUGAACUCUUGACCUGGAAACAGUUCUGUACCUCAACUCAAAUCCAUUUUCACACCUGACCUAAGAUCAGUUUGCCCUAACCGUUAUGAGAGUGUAAAUAGACUCACUCCAACCCCCUGAACUACAGGGAGUCGGUGCUUUAAAAGGAGGGCUGGAUGCCUGAUAGAUCCGGAGCAAGCAACUCUGGGAAAGGGGGAUGAUGCCCAUCUCAAGCUCGAACGAUAACCGUCGUUCGUAUCCUGUGCUCUCUAUCCUCUCUCUCUCGGAGAAUGGUCUGAGGUCAUUCGUUUCCUCUCCCUUUUCCCCCUUUUUUAAAAUGAAACUGUGGAUUCCGUCCUGUCCCAUGGUCUUCGUGGAACUUUUAGUGUCGUUCUCUAGUUUGUAGUCUAAAUGCAGUUGUCUUGCGCCGUGGGUUUCAGUGUGUGAACUCCGUUAUACUCGUGUGUAUGACGACAGUGCCAAUCGAGCCAGAUUAAGAUUAGCUUUGACAUUUGUUUGUGCAUUAGAAUUUGCUCUAAUUGGAGUGCUGGUGUCCAUAUCGACGUCCCUGACGAUUUUUUUUUUCAAUCUACAUAAAUAAAAAUGUAAAGAAAUAUUGGAAGCAAUAUUGUAGCAUGUCGUCCAGUUUUUGUGUUUUUGUUAUGUCCGUCGUAUGAAACUUUGGAUUUAAUACACUUUUGAAUGAAUAGGUUUACAUGUACUUUUUUGUAAUACUGUAAAGAAAGUAAGGAAAAAAAAAUCGAAAAAAUGCUGCUAUUUGAUAAAUAUACGAGAAAUAUUUUAGUUGAAAAGAUGUCUGAUCCGUUUAUUAGAGUUACGCUCGUUUUUGGCAGGAGCACAAACGAGGUGUGUCGAUACAAAUAACAUAGCCGUGAAAUAAAACCUGUGACCCCACGCAGCUUCUUAACACGUAGACGUGCGAUCAAGCAUUUUAGAUAUUGCUGACUAUUUAGACGCAUCGAUCAAGUGCCAAUCAAUCGAAUACUUUUUAGUUUGAACGAAAAGAUAAUCAAAAAGAAUAAAACAUUGAGGAAAAAAAGAAAAAAAAAGAAAAACAUGAACAAAGAGCAAUGUCAGUGUCGGUUUUAACUCCAUAGUUGCAUAGAGAAUAAUAAAGGUAGUUCUUUUAUGCAUAAACAUGGUUUUUUCUACACGAGAAAGCAUCCUGUGCGUUCGUUUGAAUUGUGGCUUCCACGCAGCUCUUCCUUCAUAUUCUCUCUGUAGGUCGGCAUGGAGUAGGCAUAAACAUGUUAUAAUCAUGUCGUAAACGCGUUAUUAAGCAUCCAUAACAUGUCCCAUUUAUGAAAGUGUGUUUCGUGGAGUUAGGUGUUUAUCUUUUUUGCACGUCUCUAUUGCAUGAUAUCCAAGUGAAUUAUCAGGGGGGCGGGGAAUCAAAACUAACAUAAAAAAAAAUAAUAAAAAAUAGAAAUGUUUUGUUGAGUGUCUGGAGUCAUUCUGAGGCACAAUUUUGCAUGUGGCGCAGAUCGACCACGUUUUCAGUUAACAGCUUCAAUUUUUAUUCCUUUUGCCUUUUUAUUUAUUUAUUUAAUUUUUUUCUUUUUUUCUUUUCUAAAGACAGAUAUCGGAAGAGCUCUUAUGGUUCAUAGACCGGCACGGUAACCAUGGGAACUGGCCCUGCACUGUAAAAAAAUGAAAUGUUGGAUCAACAACAAGAUCUCACAGCUAAAGGGUUUAAAGCAGUUCAAUAAAGAUUAAUGAAGCUGUUUCUGGAAAAAAAAGUAGCUUGUUAGGUGGCGAUGGCUCGGCUUAACACUGACGAAGGAUACCUGUGCAAGCUGCAUGUCUGGGGCAUGUUUUUUACCCCCUCAUGGGGUAAAAACCUCGUCCUGGAUCCACUUGUAAAGGCAUGACUUGAAAAGACCUCUGAAAACAUUCGAGUUUGAAAAGGACUGUAAAAGUCUAGUGGCGUCACGAAGGCGCUGUUCGGUUAUAACGAAUACAGAAACACAUCGUCAUCAAAAGACUGAUUUUAACCCUAAUAUGGAAAUUUAUAAGUGAUACAAUAUCGUAAUCUUGUUCACACUAGCAAGCGACAAAGCGAUAGACGACGGUUCGGUUUUUCAUUUAAGCAGCACGGAGCUGCGAGUUUCAGCUUCAUUACAGAUCACAGAUUCGUUCUGUUUACUGUUUGAUGCACAAAAAAAUGGAAAUGAAAUCUUUUCCAGACCUAUUUGACCUUUCGUAUAAAAUGUACUGUAUACGAAGAAGAACUAAAUCUGGCUGGAAGUAGCAGAGAUCGUUGGAGCCUCUGAUGACUGUAGUAUAAGUGUAGAGGCUCGUGUGAAUCAAGACAAUAACGUAUCAAUUAAAAAUAGUCCUUUUAACUGUCAUCGGAAAAGGGAAAUCCCGAACAGGCCACGCCCACAAAUGACACUUGAUAUCGUGAAUAUUGUGAGGCUAUAGUGCUUUAAUCUUAGGGUAAAUAAUUAAUGGACUGUAAUCCGGUCUGUGUACAGUGCGGGGACAGAAACACGGUCUGUGGUUUAGAGGAUAAAAUACAGCCCAUGCAUGCAAACGUCUGCUACGUUACGUUAGGUUACAUUACGUUACCUUGUGAGUCAUAUUCACGUGAAUCAGUUGGAUGUCGUAACUUGAUUCUCCAAACCCCGGCUGUAAUUUUUCUGAAUGUAUUUGCAUUUUUACAUAAAAUGAUAACAGAAUGUUAUUUCCGUGUUCCGUGUCUGUUAGGUGGAGGCUGUUGAAACUCAUGUGCGUGCGUGUGUGUAUAUGUGUGUGUGUGUGUGUGUGUGUGUGUGUGUAAGUGUGCGAACGCCGCAUUAGCGCCUGUGUUUUUAUCUUCUGAUGCCAUUUCUCCUUCCUCUUUCUCUUUCUCUCUCUCUCUCUCUCUCUCUCUCUCUCUCUCUCUCUCUCUCUCUCUCUCGUCAUCAAAUGCACUUUACUGAGCAUUAGGUCCCCAUGUCAACAUACGCAUACACACACGCACACAUACACACAGACAUACACACAAACACACACACAUACAUACAUACACACAGUGGAAAUCUCCUGGAUGCAAACCGAAACCAAGCAACCUGUUCUUAAACUUCACACAGUGCGGUUUUCCUCUUGCUCUCGUUUUCGUUUUGUUUCUUUUAUUGUUCUAAUUAUAAUUUGAGCUGUAUUUUGGUGUUUGUUUGUAAUUUUUUUUUUUUUUUUGAGGGAGAUCUGAAGGAGUGUGUACAAGAUUCCAGCAAUUCUCCAAUCUCCCUUACUGCAUUCCCUUUGUGUGUGUGUGUGCGCGCGUGUGUGUGUGUGUGUGUGAGUGUGCGUGUGUGUGUGAGUGUGCGUGUGUGUGUGUAUGUGUGAUUGUAUGUGUGUAUGUGUGUGUAUGUGUGUGUGCAUGUGUGUGUGUGUUUGAGUUUUGUGUCUGUAAUUUACUGACACAUAAGCGCUUGUUACUGGUUUUUUUCAAUGCUUUGAAUGUGAAAAGUGAUUUUGAUUUGAAAUCUGUAAGUUAUGUUCGUUGAAGAGGAAUGGUAAAUAAAACACAGAAACCUCGAAAAA
Molecule: messenger RNA, 9045 nt
Organism: Tachysurus fulvidraco (yellow catfish)
Lineage: Eukaryota; Metazoa; Chordata; Actinopteri; Siluriformes; Bagridae
Gene: nova1
Product: NOVA alternative splicing regulator 1
Exons: 4
Coding region: 458-1990 (510 amino acids)
Biological process (GO): mRNA splicing, via spliceosome; regulation of alternative mRNA splicing, via spliceosome
Cellular component (GO): nucleus; cytoplasm
Molecular function (GO): mRNA binding
Source: RefSeq, a predicted model, not a curated record